This is a messenger RNA of Penicillium alfredii, 3087 nucleotides long. RefSeq lists its product as uncharacterized. The coding region runs from base 1 to 3087 and encodes 1028 amino acids. Gene Ontology annotation, biological process: aromatic amino acid catabolic process; positive regulation of transcription by RNA polymerase II. Gene Ontology annotation, molecular function: zinc ion binding; DNA-binding transcription factor activity, RNA polymerase II-specific. The transcript is spliced from 5 exons. Gene Ontology annotation, cellular component: nucleus. The record is from RefSeq and is a predicted model, not a curated record. Lineage: Eukaryota; Fungi; Ascomycota; Eurotiomycetes; Eurotiales; Aspergillaceae.
AUGGGACAAGACACCAAUAGCGCGGGCUAUGAAUCCCGCAAAUCCCCAUCGCCUAAUACGCAGCAUCGACGUGGGUAUCAGGCUUGUGAUCCAUGUCGCAAGCGCAAGGUGAAGUGCGAUCUCGGCAGUGUUGAUAACCCCCGCCCCCCGCCGUGUGUUCGAUGUCGUCGCGAAAGCAAACGAUGCGAGUUCUCGGCCACCCGUCGCAAGCGCAAAGGCUCCGAUGCAGCGGACGAGGACAAGACCGCUAUUCUCCACCGCGACAAGCGGAUGAUGAUCGGAGAGGUCGCCCCGAAGGAGGCCACGAAUCACGAAUCUCCAUUUGCAAAGUCCGAACCGCCGCCUUUUGAUGCAGAUGCUAUUCGCGCGCGACAGCGAUGGUCUGAUACUUCCCCAGCAGGGAUCGGCCCUCGGUAUACCCCGGCUGCCCCGGGUACCCAGGCUCCUGCGUACCCGGUGGGUGAGCGCAGUGCAGCACCGAGCUAUGGAGGACCGCCCAUGAUGAACCGCACUGCAGUGGAGCUGUUGUCGCCGGCGAUCACCAAUACCCAUGACGCUCUGCAUCUGCUCUCCGAGGCUGCGGGCAGGACGGAGGAUCUCAACCGCCAGAGCAUGGAGAACCGUUAUGCUGCACGGCAGUCAGUCUCUUCAUUCAAUUCCGGGCCCUCGCCACUCCCACAGGGCAGCUCGCCCCGUAGCCUAGGCGGGUCCUUUGCUCGGACUCCUCGAUCAGGCAUGUCCAUGGGCGGGACGACCUACUUCCCGGCCAGUGGCGCGGCGCCCGUGGACCCCCAGAUCGCCGAAAAUGGUGGCCCGAGAGAUAGCCCACCGAACGCUCAAGAUCCUGGAUAUGUGGACGCCAUCCGGGCGUGGUCACGGCUGCGUUUUGUGCGUGCGGGGUGGUUGACUGUUGAAGAAGGAAUGGACUAUGUGGCAUAUUACUAUGAGAAUCUGGCGCCCAUGAGUCCGGUGGUCAUUCCUGAUUUCUCCAACCCUUCUACCCACCGCACCCUGCUCACCGAUGAACCGGUGUUGGCCGUGACUAUACUCACGAUUGCUUCUCGGCAUCUCAAGCCCAAGGGCGACGGGGCCUACACGCGCGCAUUUUACAUCCAUGACCGCCUUUGGUCAUAUCUGCGCGGUAUGAUUGAACGUCUGUUCUGGGGCCAGGAGAAAUUCGACACCGUGGCAGUUGGCAUCGGCCCACCUCGAUCCCUCGACAUAGGCCCGCCGUCAGGGAAGAUUGUGGCGAAGGGCAAUUUAAGGUCUUUGGGUACUGUCGAAGCUAUGCUACUUCUCACAGAGUGGCAUCCGCGGAAUCUCCAUUUCCCUCCUGGCGAUGACGAAAACACGCUCCUGGACACGGAGGCCCAAACACAAAGCCGGGCCGACAAGGAUCUGGAUCAUGAAGGCGAGCAGACAGGUAACAAGGCGACCCCCAGCAUUGCCGAGGGAAGGGUUGCUUUCCAGAAGUGGCUGGAACCAGCCUGGCGAUCAGACCGGAUGUCCUGGAUGCUCCUGAGCACCGCGCAAGCCCUGGCAUUCGAGCUUGGCGUUUUCGACCACAAGAGCGAGUCCAAAGCUGCGACAGAGUCGCCUUCUGAGCAGACACGAAAGCGUCGGUUACGUCGGUUGAUCUUGGUCUUUAUCACGCACAGCAGUGGUCGCUUGGGGAUUCCAUCCAUGCUUCCCUUGCCGCAGUGGACGCAAGACAUCUCACCAAGUUCGACCAAUGCCAACGACGAGGAAGCUAAUCUAGACCGCAUGCAAGAUUGCUGGAUCGAGAUCUCGAAAAUUGUCUACCAGGCAAACCACCUGUUAUUUGCAUCCAAUGAACAAACCUCGGAACUGAUUCGAAGUGGGAGAUAUCGCGACCAAAUCGACCGGUUCCAGCCAUACUUACGGGAGUUCCGGCAGCACUUUGAAAGCGUCACUCUCACUCCGGCAAUGCGAACCAUCUUAAGCAUUGAGUACGAGUACACACGCCUAUAUCUUAAUUCUCUUGCUUUACAGGCCGUCGUCGAUCGAUGGACUACCAUGUCUAAUGAGUCCGCUCAAGCCCAGACCGGCCGUCCAAGCUCCGGACCGUCAUCGGGCAACACUGGCUGGUUUCCGACGCUGAUGGAGCUCUACCGUGUCAAUGAGACUUAUAUUCAGGAAGUUGUAGAUGCCUCCCGGAAGAUUCUCCAGACGGUCCUGGAGGGUCUUGUACCCGAGGGCCGCCUUCGCCAUGCGCCAAUUCGGACAUUUUUCCGAAUUUUGUCGGGCAUGAUCUUCAUCCUUAAGACGUUUACAUUGGGUGCGAGAGAGGACGAUGUGCGGGUGUCUUUGGAUCUCCAGGACCGAACAGUGGAGGCACUGCGGACCUACGUCGUGGACGACGUGCACCUGAGUAACACUGUUGCUCGACUGUUGGAACUACUUACCAGCAGUAUCCGUACACGCUUCUUGCGGUUUGCACCCCAUGAUCGUGGAGCCGAUGGCGACGGAAAGGACCGUACCUCGGCCCCAGUCUCGCGAGCUCAGUCUCCGCCCCGGGACAGUGUCUCCGGGCGCCGUGAAGGCCUUAAUACACCCUGGUCCUCCACUCACGGCCAGGAUAUGGCCUCCGCUGGUGCUGGUCUGGGAUACAUGCAAAACAAUGGUACCGGCAGCAACCCGACCGGAAACGACCCGCUAGCCAGCAUCCCUGCGCAGCCGAUCAAUUCAUCCAACCUCAAUAAUGUCUCGUUCAUGCCGCCUCCCCCGUCCGUGUACUACAACUACUACGAUCCCAGCUCCACCUUGCCCGCAAAUGACCUGGAUAGGUCCUCGCCGAACCAUGUCGCCUCAUCACAGACCAUGGCCGACAGUAACGGAGCGAACGCCACCUCGGGUGUGCCACCGGACUGGUUCGCUCUCCCGCUGGAUCAGUUCUUUAACAGCUCAACCGCGGUGGUUGACCAGGGUCUCGGUGGCACAGGCCCGAUGCUCGGUGAGUUUGACAUGCUCGAAGUAUUGCUCAACGAGGGUUAUGACGCGAAUGCCAACGGCGAGGGCGGCGAGCCGUCCGGGGGCGGGACACUCCCAUCGCAGUUUUUAACAUAA